AAGUACAGACUCUGUGGCUGCAGCAGGACGUUUCAGAAUGGUCCCGCUCCCGGUCGCCGUGGAUAGGUUCUGGCAGGUUCAGGCCCUCUGCGUCUCUCCCAGGGCGAAGAGGAUUUGUCACCAGUAGUCCAACAGAAAGCCAUUUGAAACGCCAGAUCUGCUCCAGCACACCAACCGUGACAUCAUGGCAUACAGGAAGGUGUGUGACGCCCAGGGUGGGCCACUGGUCGGUGAAGUCCUCCACUGCUCUGGAGGUCUGGAUCUGGACUGGGACCUGGACAAGGAGGAGCUACAGGAACCAGGACCCAGCAUGGACCGCAUGCAGAUGCAACAUGUAGACUGCCAGCGAUCAGGGUGUUCAGACCCCGGCCCUGACCCCGACCCUGAGCUGAUGGAACCCAUCCAGCCGUCCGUCUCAGUCUCACCACAUGGACGAUUUGAACGACUGCAGGAAGAUCCCAACUACAUCUCCCACUUCACCAGGGCUCCGGGCCAUAAGGGGCAACGACGACUCCACUGUUUCCUGCUCAGGUACUUCCUGGCAGGGAUGGGGCUUUUUGUCCUCGGUCUACUGAUUGGCUGGUUCGCUCACACACCUGCUGUCAAACCACCUGUACCCCCAUCUGACAGCUCAGACCUGCUGGAGGAGCUGCUGAGAGGAAUCACAGCCAACAAGAUAGAUGCUAUUCAGAGGUCUUUCUCCAGCCAAUCAGACGACAGUGAGGAAGCCAGAGCCAGGUACCUCUACAGGCAGUGGGUGGGACUCGGUUUGACUGACGUCCGUCUGUCCAAUCACACGGUUCUGCUCAGCCUGCCUGGCUCCACACCCAACACCAUCACUGACAGGUCCAGUCACCAGUGUUUCCUGCCCAACGGGAUCCCCUGUGACCAGCGUGGACCGAAUGACCUGCCGAAGCAGCGCUUCUCCUACGCAGCUUACUCUGCCGUUGGAAGUCUGCAGGGGGAGGUGGUGGAUGUUAAGUACGGCAGCGUGGAUGACCUGAGGAGAGCCAAAGACAGCCUGAACCUGACCAACCAGAUUGCUGUGGUCAAGCUUGGCCAAGCACCUUUGCUCUACAAGCUAUCCCUGCUGUCCGAGCUCGGCUUCGGCGGUGUCCUGCUCUACAUCGACCCGUGUGACGCCCCCCCUGGCCGCCACAUCUCGCAUCAGGCCUUCAGAGUCACUCUCAACCCAGGAGGAAACCCUGCCGUCGGUGAGGUGUCAAGAGAGGCUGGAGGAAGUCUGACAUCUCUGUUGGUUCAGCCCAUCUCCGCCUUCCUGGCCAAGACCUUGCUGUCCUCUUCAUCUGCAGGGCAGGGAGACUCCUGUGUUCCUCUAGCCAUGCCUCCCAAUGCAGAACGAAAGAAGAUCACACUGACUGUCGGAAACCAGCUGUCCUACAAGAAAAUCUACAAUGUUGUGGGAUACCUGAAAGGAAAAAGGAACCCAGAUCGCUACGUGCUGGUCGGCAGUCGUCAUGACAGCGACCAGGGGGGCGGGGCCUCGGCUAUCAUGAAUCAGCUCAUCGCUGCGCUGACGGAGCAGACCAAACGAGGAUGGGUGCCGGACCGUACCACCGUGUUCUGCUCGUGGGGAGGCUCGGCCCUGGGGAACAUCGGGUCCUAUGAGUGGGGAAAGGAUAACAGCGUCGUGCUGAGGAGCAGCGCCGUGGCCUACGUCAGUCUGAACUCUCCGGUCAGAGGGACGGAGACGCUCAGAGCGACGGCUUCUCCGACGCUGCUGCAGCUCACUUCAGAUAUACAGAGAAGACAGCUGCUGAGCUGCAUUCGAGGUGGAAACUGCCCCGGACCCAACGUCAGCUCUCUGCAGUUGCCCGGAGAUGUGAAUUACUUCGCCAACCAACUGGCUGUGCCCACCAUGGAGUUUGCCUUCGAGCAGACCAAAGCAGAGGAGGCCAGCAGUUUCCUGUCAGAGGCCCAGUUUUCUGCCGAGUUACCGGAGACUCUGGAUCCACUUUUCAAGUUUCAUGAGACCAUUGCGAAGAUGACAGCUGAAGCCAUUCUCCGCCUGGUCAACGACCCCGUGCUGCCGUUCUACCCGCUGGACAUCGCCCUGGAUGUUCAGAACAAACUCAAAGAGAGGAGCAUGGUAUCUCAGCCCCUGCUGUCCUCGGCCUCCUCUCUGAGAGACCACGCAGCUUUCUUCCAGUCAGAAACUAUGCGGCCGGCGAAUGACCCUAAAGAGCGCGACCCCUCCCACGUACGGAUGCUGAACGAUGUACUCCGUGACCUGGAGAAGAGCUUCAUCAUCCCACAGACACCGCCUGGAGUGUUCAGGAACCUGUUAUACAGCCUCCCAGGGAAGACUCCUCAGUUCUCCAUCCUCAGGUUCUCACAGGAAGCCGCCCUGCAUUGCAACGUCACCAGCAGAGUAGUCAAACACAACUCUGCAGAGAAGGAAGUCCUCUGCCACAGCACCAGGAACCAGUCCCUGUCUCUCAUCCUCAGGGCCAUCCGGUCAGCUGAGCGGCUGGUGUGUUUCGGAUUGGACUUGUUUGAAAACUACCCAAGUGACGGAAAAUGAUCCUGGCUGACACAGAACCGGCAGUGAGCUUGAACGCACACAGGGGGCAAAAACUGCCAUCAAUCAAUUCCAUCAUGUUUAAAUCCACUGCAAAUCCUAAAACACAACUGACCCUCUGAGUGACCUCAUCCAAACCCUCAUCUUACUCAACAUACUACAGUCCUGGAACGGUUGAACCUAAACAUUAUUCAACAGACAAAAGAUUGAAGCUCCCACUUUAUUGUAGCAUGUAUCCCCAUGAUUCCACACUGCAGCAAUAACUAACACGUGACCAGUUUAGACAACACACAAUCCAAAAUAUGGUGAGAAUUUUUAAACAUUUGAAUGGUUUUCAUAUCAACGGAUGUACAAACAAAUCUGUUUUGCGGAUCGAUGAAUGUAUAGAAAUUAACUUGUUGCACACUAGCUCUUAAAUAUGCAAAUAAUAUUGAUGCAGUGAGGUCAUUUAAAUUGCACUCUACCCCUUUUCUAGUGAAAGCAAACCAGUAAUAUAAGGCAUAAGCUAAUUUUAGAUUAUUCCUUUUGUGUAAACAGACAUUUGCUCCAUUGCGUAGAAAGCGUUUGUCCAUCCUUUUUCCAGAAAAAGAGGGUUUUGAGGAAACUUAAGCUUGAAUAAAAAAAAAAACUGUUACCUAAUCAAGAAAAUGUAAAAAUCUUUUAGCUCUGUCUCUAUAUGUGAAGCUGUGUUAAGAGAAAGCAAGUGUUUACAUGUUUUUUUUACACUUUAAUUGCACACAAUGAGCGACAGAGGUACACUCAAAAAAAGAUCACGUGUAGGUUCAGAAAAUGUCUGUUUGUGGUGCUACAUGUUUUCACUGUGCUGUGUGCUCAUAAGGGGAAAUUGUAGUAUUUUAGAACCUGGACGUCUGUAACUUCAGAUUCUUUACUGACAUUGUUCAGAUACAGGAAAUUCAAAUUAAUCAACCCAAGGUAUAGUUGGGCAAGCAGCUCUCUAAAACUUUACAAAUAAAACUUUCCAAGUGGUCCAACACAACUUAAUGCUAGCUGGCUAACCAAACAGCUAGCUUAGGUAGCCAGCAAGUCGCCCUGGAAGUAAGUGUUUGAUUGCUAGUGCAGGGGGCCAAUCACUGCUAGAGCCAAUUAUCAUUUGGGCUCAGUUUUAAAUAAUUUAUGUACAAUAUAACUUUAUUUGGAAAGUUUUGGGAGCCUCACAUAACUUGCCAUGAUAUUCUUACUUGUUUUAUCUGGUUUGUUUUAAUAAGUAUCUGGGAAGAACAAACUUUGUCAGCACUCCCAUCUCCCAAACCUUCUUUGUUUGGUUUAGGUGCCAAAACUGCUUGGUUAGAUGUUCAGGAAAAAGAGCAUGGUCUGUCUUCAAGUAAGUGAUGUAAUGUAAGUUCAUGUAUGUAACUUUUGUAACUUUGCAUUAGUUAAAAAACUUUGAGAAACACUGAGAACACAUUACUUGAACUUGGGUCUCCUAGGUAAAAGUCUUAUGUUUUAUUUUGAGCCCUGACACAACAAUGCCAUGGCUGUGAGUGAGUAUACAUGGCCAUAGUCUUUUCAGUGUGUCCCGCACCAUCGGGACGAGUCAGCUUAGGCUAACGUGUUGAAUCAGUCUGUGAUACGGUGACAUAAGGCAACACAACAGUUGUCACUAUUACUUCCUUGAUGUCGGUUUGUCACGUCUGGGCACUUUCCCAUCAUUUAUACCACUACACUAGAGGUGCGCCUCGAGAAAUGACAAUAGAUGUGUACCGGCAGCUGCUGUAUUUUGCAUGCUGAGAUUUAAAACUGGCUGAAAUAUGCAUGAAAAUGGCCAAAGACAUGAGAAUAAGGUUUGAAAAUACUGGAUUUUGCUUUAGACUAAUUUUACCGUAAACUUCUGAUUCCCAGUGAUUCGUACGGGGCCUUGUUAAGCAAUAAGUCUACUUUAAGCUGACCCAACGAUGCCCUUUAGCUGUUCUAUAAUGACUGUAAGCCAUGGCAUUUUAUGGCUCGUUGCUUUUGUUAAAGAGCAAUAACUCACAUUAUAAAACAACAGCAUACAGCUAGUCGAGGAAUCUAAUAAUUUAAGCAAUAAAAAGGUAGCUUUAACGUUUUUCAUUCAGCAGUGUGGUCAAUGAAUAGCAUCUAAAAACUAAAAUAGUUCAGCAGUUUUAGGUGUGUGUUAAUAGAUGACUGUAAUGAAGGUGUCCUAGCGGCACAGACAUGAAACACUCACUCAUCACUGCAGAGACCUGGGUUUACUGCCUCUGGCUUGGCCUGGAGCCCCAUACCACAGCCACAGUCACUGGCAGUGUUAGCAGGUGGGAUGCUGGUAGGGGGGGAUGUCCUUAUUGUUCACACUGGCUUUUCCUGCUGGUAAAACUGGUCCAACACAACAUAGAGGCAGUUGGUGAGGCACCCUUUGUCAGACGCUUGGUAGGUAGUCUUUACAUGACACAGGCCAACAAAGGGGGGGUGGCAAUGACAGAGAUCAAUGACUAAAUAUGGGAGACAAUGGUGGAGGGGGAAGCUGAGGUGAAAGAGGGAUAUGUUUAUACUCAAACAUGAUAUUUGUUACAGUUAUAGAACACAAAACUUUUUGUAAUUAUUAUUUUUUAUUUUUUUAUUAAAUCUCAUCUAAUCUGCAUCAGUUAAUUCUUGACAAAUGUUGCCAUACUUGGCUGCCCAGAAGACUAAGUCCGGCAUUGCAUUCACAACAAUCUGACAGAGCAGAUCCAGCAAAAACACUCCACAAUUUUUAGCAUUAACACAUGAAAUUAAACAGCGGAAUGAGCAUCACAACACAGUAGUUCCAGCUGGGUGUAUUUACAGCCAUUAUGCAGUGUUUGACAAUUGCACUCUAUCUCUACAUGUCACUUUCUCCCAUUCCCUCACUUAACUGUGCUACAUCCAGGAGACUCUUAAUAUUAUAAGUGGCAAGAGCCAGCGUUAUCUUUCUGCCUCCUCGUUUUCUUUAUUCUCCUCACAUUCUCUCCCUAAUUAAUGCCACCAUCCAGAUCUCUCUCAUUGCGCAGCAGUUUGCUCUGACUCAUGACUAGAGAUUUAGGAGUCUGAGGCUGAUGUGCCGACUUUAAUAGCCUACACAAGCUAGAAACCUGAGCAAUAUAUCUUUUUUUGUUACUGCUUAAUAAGUAAUUGUUGGUAUCAAAUGGUAUUCAAAACACAUUAUUAUUGUGAGGACGAGCAAUAGUGUAUGUCGGUUUAUGGAUCUCAAGCUGUAACCAAAUCGCUCAAAUCAGCAGCUCGAGCAGUCCUUUCUAAUUACAGGGAGUCGUGUGAUUCAACAUUUGUAUGAGAACUACUGGUAAAUGGGGCUUCAGGGUAUUUUGUAGUUAGGCAUGAUGUGUACUAGAAUAGUGUAUGUGUGUAAAGAAAUGAGUAGAGCACUAUUUUGUAAAAUGAAAAAUCGAUUUCAUACCUUACUUCUUUGUAAUAGUUUGAAUGUGUCAGACUUUUUUUUUAGCAUGAUCGAAAGGUGGGAGGGCUCGGACUUGGCAGCUGUUAGCUAGUUUCUUAUUAAGUCUGACUUUUGUAGUUUACACACUUUUAAAAAAAAAAAAACUUCUAUCAAGAGUAUUUAAGCAUCUGGAAAGACAAAUGUUUCUUUACUUGCGCGGAUAAUCUGUUUGUUCUAGUAUUUAGUGUUUCCAUGCAUUCUUUAGUCUUAAAAUAAUGGUGUGGUGUUAUUUUUUAAUUAUAUACAUUUCGAUUUGCAGGAAAGAUUUGAUAUGCAGCAUUUUAUAGUUCAAUUAAUAAUUUGUGAUUGUGUCAGUUUGCAAUACUGAUUUUAGAAGAAAAAAAAAGACUUUUCAGGGAACAAAAAUAUAAAUGUUCAUCGCUUUAAAUCAUGUGCCUUUUAUCAGAAAAAAAUGCUUUAAUUCACAAGUUUUAAUGUCAAAUGAAAAACCAAAAAGCUAUUAAGCUCCAAAUUUUUGUUGUUGUAGUGCACUAUUGGAGGUUCUCACCUCUGAGCUGAUGGUCAGCUAUAGAAUUGGAUCAGUUACCCUCCACUGUGUUGUUAUAAUACUGUAAAUGUGCUUCUCCCUAAAACUGUUUACCAUGCGUGUGGACAGCACCCAAAGUGAAUUGUAAUGGUGGCGCAAUUGCAUUCAAAAACGUACCAAACGAAAAAUAACAUUACAUGUGUGUUGGGUUGUUAGCUAGCUACAGCUAACCGAGCUACGGUGUGUGUGUAUUUGCUGCUUUUGGUAAAUGCAGAUGGAAAAAAAACAUUGAAACUUCACAUGAAUAACCCAGCAGAAAAUGUGACAUACUCAGUCUGAAUGCACCUCUUGCACCAGUUGCCAGGUUAACUAUGAAUGACAAAAAUGCUCAGCUAAAGAAAUAAGUCAGUAAGUUAGUAAAGUAAAAGUUAGUAAGUCAACAGCGUAAUGACAAAAUAACAAUGAAUUCAAAUGGUCUAAAAAGCUCAACCUACUUGCAAUAAAUAAAUGUUGGCAAUGUGCAUUUUUUACAAAUCACAGAUAGGACUAACAACUUGGUUUAGGAAAAUAGACCUCAUAUGUAAAUUAUAAUAAAUAAAGAAUAUACAAUCUAAUAGAUGAAAGUAUAAUAACAUAAAAUUACCAACUUAUGGUAUUUGAUAUCCAAGAGAUCAGAGGUUAAAUGCUCCAAAUCCUCGGAACAACAGCUUGACUGUUGUGGGUAGACAUACAACCGUGAUCGACAAUUUUAGUCUAGACAUGUCAACUUGGUACAUAGUCUAAGACAGAUACAAAUGUAGAUGAAUCUGUGCUUUGCCAAAAUGUAAAAUGCCAACAUUGUAUCAUGGUGACUGGACUGAAAAGCCCUGAGGUGCUUUAAAUUGUCAAGACAAGAAAAAAAAAAGAACGAAAAAUCUGUUUAAACUUAUGAAAAGGGCAAAAGUACGAGACUUUUAUAGAAACUGAGCACAUGAACAAGUUAGAGAAAAAGUUGCGUUGUUGAUUGGCCUCUGUAUAAAACUAAUGUGUACUGCGUAUCGUCAGAUUGUUAGACAUACUGUAAAUUAAUGCCGUUACUGUGGUUCAAACUUAACACACUGUAAGCAGCAGCACAAGUCCCAGACAGGUGCUGCUGCUGCUGGUAUCAUGGACAUUAUUCAACCAUAGGAGACUUUGCUGCACAUUAUGUAGCACUGACACAGAGUUAUAUCAUCGUAAAAUGUAUUUCAGAUUCCUAACAUGUUGAUUCCAGUUGGCCGGAUAUGUUACAGUGUAAAAAGUCAGCCUCGCAGCACGAAUCUCUUGCAUCAAUUCUUGCUUUUUUUUUUUUAAUUUCCUAAUUGCAUGUUAACAAACCCACACAGAAUGUCAUGACUUCCUCAUUAUUGUGCUAUGACUUCAUGCUUACAGGUUACACUAGUGUACAUAAAGACAGAGUGGCUCUCAACCUUUCUUUUUUUGUUGUUCUAAAUUUUCCUUCCUAUCGCUUUAGGAUUAAUUAACAACGAGGGGUAAAUUAGAGGGUUCAGGCAUUCACUACUUUACCGUCAGUAAAACAUUACAUUACAUAAAUGUGAUGAUUUGCAGUACAAAAGGCAUUGUUGCACAAGCAGAGCCUAUAGCCUACCUCUUAAGAGGUCUCAAGUCACAUGUUGAAAGAUACUUGACUUGGUUGAACCACGAGCUGCUUACUGUGUACAGUAUUUAUUUCAAAAAAAUGUGGGUUGAAGGUUGAAGUAGGUUGACCUAAUAUGCAAUGUUCAAUAUUUUUUAAUAGAAACUGCUGUAUUGUGGAAUUUGCACAAAAUUGUGAAUGUUAUCUGUGAUGUUAGUGUUUUAAACCCUGGCGUUAGUUUUUCUGAAUUUUACCUUUAAAAAAAAGAAAAAAAAAACUAUAAAAAAUGUCUUAUUUGCAAUUGUUUUACCAAUGUAACUUUUAAAUAAGCUGAAUCAUAUUCCGUUUGGCCUGGUUUCUGUAUGCAUGAUAUUCCAACUUCAGUAGCUUAUGCAGGGAUUUUUCUGGCAUGUGUUUUUUUGUCUGUUGAACCGUUCAAGUCUUGUUGAAUUUUUAUUGCAAUAAAGAACAUUUAAAGCAUCA
Messenger RNA from Acanthopagrus latus (yellowfin seabream), 8557 nucleotides. Its product is annotated as inactive N-acetylated-alpha-linked acidic dipeptidase-like protein 2. The coding region runs from base 185 to 2545 and encodes 786 amino acids. The record is from RefSeq and is a predicted model, not a curated record. Lineage: Eukaryota; Metazoa; Chordata; Actinopteri; Spariformes; Sparidae. The transcript has 19 exons.